CUUGCGAAAGGGAGUUGCAUGAGAAUUGAUCAUCCUAUAAGUAUAGGUUUCGUGCGGGAAUCAGAAUGAAACCCUAAUAAGUUUCCUUUAUAUUAAAUGGAAGGUUAAUUUUUGCUUUUGAAGCAUCCAAUAAUUGUCUAUCUGAUAUCGACCUUUUUGGGUAGUUCUUUUCAUAACUUUCAAUUGGAUCAAUCAAUCAAUUCUCUUUGAAAACCCUAAUUCCCUCAUCUAAUUAUCUCCUUUCGUGUUGGGUAUGUCUCAAAGUUUCAAUCUUUGCUUGUCUUCUUGAGUUUGUUGUUUCUUUCGAGAACUGCAAUCGAAGGUCGGCUAUAGCCAUGGCUAAAAGUUCCUUCAAGCUUGAACAUCCACGAGAGAGGAGGCAAGCAGAAGCUGCUCGCAUCAGGGAGAAGUAUCCAGACAGAAUACCUGUUAUUGUGGAAAAGGCUGAAAGGAGUGAUGUUCCUGAUAUUGAUAAGAAGAAGUAUCUUGUGCCAGCUGAUUUGACAGUGGGGCAGUUUGUCUACGUUGUCCGUAAAAGGAUUAAGCUCAGUGCUGAAAAGGCUAUAUUUGUGUUUGUGAAGGACACUUUACCUUCAACUGCUGCAUUAAUGUCUGCAAUCUAUGAGGAAAACAAGGAUGAAGAUGGUUUUCUUUACAUGACUUACAGUGGGGAGAAUACCUUUGGAUUCCAUCAAGAGCAACAGAAUUCGUGCAUGUAAAUGAAAAUUAGGUGUAAAGUAUCGGCUGCUGUCUGUUAAGAUUAAUGCUCUAACCAGCUUAUUUAUUCUGCUUAUCUUGUUUUGGAUUUACGCAAAUGCUAUUUUCUGGGACUUGGAACUGAAUGGAUUCAUUUAAAUUCCAGUGAUCUGAUUUUCAAUCCUCA
Manihot esculenta (cassava) is the source of this 883-nucleotide messenger RNA. RefSeq names its product autophagy-related protein 8C. The record is from RefSeq and is a predicted model, not a curated record. The transcript is spliced from 6 exons. The coding region runs from base 336 to 719 and encodes 127 amino acids. Gene Ontology annotation, biological process: cellular response to nitrogen starvation. NCBI's taxonomy places the organism in Eukaryota, Viridiplantae, Streptophyta, Magnoliopsida, Malpighiales, Euphorbiaceae.